This is a messenger RNA of Physella acuta, 2806 nucleotides long. RefSeq lists its product as uncharacterized. Lineage: Eukaryota; Metazoa; Mollusca; Gastropoda; Physidae. The record is from RefSeq and is a predicted model, not a curated record.
UGUUUUAAAGAUGAAAGAACACACAUUAGGAUUACUGUUACUUGUGCUUGUAACUAAUCAACUAAUAAAAUCAGAAAUCGCAGCAUGCUCAGAAAAUGGCUGGUGGUACUAUAACGGCCAUUGUUAUUUGUACGUCCGCGAAGAAAGGUCAUGGUCAGAUGCGCAGAAGUUGUGUUUACAACAUGACGCUUACCUCGCUACUUUUGACUCACGUGAAGAGGAAGACGACAUAAAACACACGCUAAAUAACAGAACAGAUAUUUGGAUCGGUAUCUAUAAACCUAGAGAUGAAGUAAAUUGGAAACGGUUGGACGGGAACAGAAUUUUGUUUACUAACUGGGAAGAUUUCAGUUCAACAAGAUUUUUGUGUGGCGAUAUUUGUGUAGCUUUAAACUAUACAGGAAAAUGGCUUCCAUUAAAUUGUGAAUUACUUAAAUCUUCAUUGUGCAAAAUAAAGUUCUUAAUUAAGCAUAUUACUGCAAUCAGCACCUCAGAUACAAAAUGUCCAGAUAGGCGGUGGUUGUAUUUUAAUGAACACUGCUACCUUGUAGUAAAUGAAGAAAAAACAUGGACCGAUUCGAAGAACUUUUGUUUAAGUUUGGACGCUAAUCUUGCUUCGUUGGAAAGUCAAGAGGAGAUCGAUUUCUUAAAAACAAAGAAUGUACAAGUAGUGUGGAUAGGAUUAUCCAAAAAUAUUGUAAAUAAAAGCUGGGUUUGGGAAGAUGGAGGAAACAGAAAUCUAGCACGUUGGGAUGUCGGCGAGCCAGGAAAUUCUUUUUAUGGAAAACACUGUGGUCUGGCCAAUAACUUGUAUCGCUGGGAGAAUUACUACUGCUAUGAAAGUAAAAAGUAUGUCUGCAAGGUUCGAAGGAAUAAGCCGAAUUGCCCAGAAGAAUUCAAUGCAGAAUGUAAAGAAUCAUUCAUGUGGAACUUUGAAGACAACUAUUAUUUUUAUAAUAAUAAAAAGCGACAAUGGGUAGGGGCAAAUAACAGCUGUUCAAAAUGCAGGGCUGAACUGGUUAGCAUAGAGUCACACAAGGAGAUGGAGUUUCUAAAACAGAAAGUCAACGAGAGUGUUUGGAUUGGAUUACUUAGAGAAAACAAAGAAUCCAGUUGGAAAUGGCCAAACGGUGAUUUUGCGAAUUUCACAAACUGGGAUAAAAACCAACCUCUUGAUGUAGAAAGCAGAGAACAUUGUGUGCAUGCAAAGUACAUAGAUAAAUGGCAUGACUUUCCUUGUGCAACAUUAAAAGCAUCGCUCUGCAAGAAAAAGUCGCAAGACAUUACACUAAAUGAUCCAAUAGACACCUACCUUAAAAAUACAACAGUAAGAAAUGGAACAUUAGACACAGUUGGAAAAAAUACAAUCGAAAUCGGCUUGACAGUCACAGUUUCUAUCGUCAUUGUCGCUGCGCUAAUUAUGAGCUAUAUUUGCUAUUCGCGAAGAGUUUUGAAGAUGCGGGUCUUAAAUCAAAGAAACUUCGCAACUGCAAUCACUACAACCAACGAAAUUGAAGAUGAUUAUGAAACUCUUGAUGAAACCGUGAACGAGUUUUAUACACAUUCUGAAGGAGAUCAAAACCAUGAUUAUGACCUUAACUUGGACAGAAACGCGGAGUGCAUGGUUAACUUAAACCUAAAAUGUCCAGAACCUGGAGAUGGACAAGUCAGCGUACCACCAUUGCCGUGUCGUCCACAACAGUGUCAGUACAUCGAGUUAGGACUUGUUCCUAUACGUGAACAUCGGCCCUCUUCUCAAGACAUUACAAGUUGUUUGAAUACAUCCAGCUUUAAAAGUCAUUUGAAAAAUAAAACAAAUACUGAUGAAAGCGAUGCUGGACCCUCGGUAAAAACUGGCGAUAAAUCGAUUGAACACAGUACGCUUGAACUGUCUAAGAUAAUAAAUACUAAAUUAAACUCACGACAACAAGAAUUCAAAAAACGAAUGGAUGCGCCCAUACUCCCAACAGGAAUCAAGGCAGAAAAACAACAGCUUGGUGUUAAUCCCUACGAUUCUACGAGUAAUUAUAUUUACCCCGCAGAAGAAAACGAAUAUUUUCCGUUUUCUGAUCACAAUCACACAAGUACACUUGUUGAUAACACUAACGGAGGCAACGAUGAGUAUCAUAUUCCAUUAGAGCCGGUUGUUUUCAUCAACUUCCAGACUUUGAAUCAUUCGUUUGAUCAAACAGUGGCUGUAAAUGACUCAGGUAACAAAAAACAAAACGUAAAUGAAACAAAGAAAGAGAAUAAAUACGGAAAUAGUGACAGAUUUCUUACACCACUUGAACAAAGCUUUGACGAUAACACACGCGAGGAUAGAUGUAAACUUGAUACAGUUAACGUUAUGAAUGUCAUUGAUAAUGGAAACUAUUCGGAUACAUUUACGACUGAAAAACACUAUGCUAAUGACGAAAGUUAUAUAUAUCCCAUCGACCCCGAUGACACCUCACUGCCAAUUGCUUAUGGAUACCAUACUUGGGAUGGAGCACAUGCUAAGGGCGAUGCUAUUGGCAUUAAAAAUAUCCAUGCUGAUCUUGGAUUAACACAACAAGAAAUAAAAAGUACUAAGGACGACAUGAAUAAACGCGAUCCAAUGGAUAAUUUGAUAAUAAACAAAGUAGAUGCUGAUGACCAAAGUUAUAUAUAUCCCAUCGACCCUGAUGACCCCUCACUGCCAAUUGCUUAUGGAUACCAUACUUGGGAUGUAGCACAUGCUAUCGACGAUUCAAUUUGUAGUAAAAAUAUUGAUGUUGACCUUAGGUUGCCGCAACAAGAAACAAACAGUACUGCAAACGACAGCUAA